Molecule: messenger RNA, 5735 nt
Organism: Anopheles arabiensis
Lineage: Eukaryota; Metazoa; Arthropoda; Insecta; Diptera; Culicidae
Exons: 10
Coding region: 477-3968 (1163 amino acids)
Biological process (GO): negative regulation of centriole replication; protein autoubiquitination
Cellular component (GO): aggresome; peroxisome
Molecular function (GO): tumor necrosis factor receptor binding; ubiquitin protein ligase binding; ubiquitin protein ligase activity
Source: RefSeq, a predicted model, not a curated record
UCUACGGUUUCGGUUCGGGGUGGUCGCUCUGGGUCUGGGUCGUUUUUCUGAAUUUGGUUCCAUCUCCAAAAAAAAAAAAACCGCACCAAAUCGUCGGGAGCUUCGGUUGCGUUUUUUCCCCUCGUUUUUCUUUUGUUCUUUUCCCGUUUUUGCGGGUGUUAUUUGUUAGUUUUGAGUGUUAUAUUUCGAUUUUCCCCCACCUUGAAUACGACCCAGAGUUUUUCGAGUGAUUCGUGCGGAACCAUGCGCUAAGAGGAUCGAUCGACCGCAGCGAUCAUGCAAAGUUCCUUUCCCGACAGCGGAGUGCAUCAACAGGCGCUGGUGGUGGUGUGCGGUGCAGAGUUGUGUGUAGUGCCACAGUGCUCGGAAUGUGUGCGGUGCCGCAGUGCCACUGCUUGAUGUGCGCGUAUCGAUAAACAUUGAAAACCCCUUAGUGCUCACCCCGACCUGUAGUGCAUGCCGUUAUCUAACACUCGAUGAUGGGAGAUUGCGUCGGACGUGCGGCGAACCACAAGAGCAACGGCACCACCACCAGCAUCCUACACAGCGCAUCGCCCCAGAUCGUCCUGCCGAACGGUGUGAUUCUGAACCGCCGGCCCAAGUCGGAUACGGCCGCCCUGAACGAGUGUCUGCUGUGCUGGAACCAGCCGCAAGAUCCGAGCCGCUGUCCGAACUGUGCCCGCCAGUACUGUCUGCAGUGCAUCACCAAGUGGUUCGGUGCGAAGCGGGCCCAAACGCCCGACGGUGGCAUCGACUGUCCCAACUGUCACGCGAAGCUACCGCUCGAGAAUCUGGUGCAGUGUGCGGCCGCGGUGCAUGAUAAGCUGGCCAGUGGCGCCUGUGAACCGGUCCACCUCAGCAACGGGGACGCCUGCAAUGGGUCACUUAAGCUGAACGGCAAUGGGUCGGCCACACCACCACCGACCGCCGAGAAGGGUACGAUUCGCGUGGUGGUGAAGGUGCUGGAAAGCGAUGCCGAUGCGAUACCGAACGGCUCACAGACCGUGCUCACGAACGGAACGGUUACGGCGGCCGACUGUGCCCUGCCGAACGGUUCCAGCUCGGAAAAGAUGCAUCCACCGAUGACGAACGGCAAGCAGCAGCAGCAGCAGCAGCAGCCGGUGAAGCAGCAUGACAAGCGAAAAGAUAACACAUCACCGCAGCAGAACGGUACGGAAUUGGACCCUGUCGGGAAGCAGGCAGGUUCCGGCCCGUUGGAAAACGGACGAAACAAACCAAAACCACCACAGCCCAUCAUCUGUAACGGGGUGCAUCCGGAGACGACGUCCAAGGAGCGCAAAAGCGCAAACCAAAGCAAUGGAAGACCCACGGUGACGUUCGAGGAAGCAAAGCCAACACGCCGAAACGGCUACCGUAGCAAACAGGCGGCUGAGAGUGCAAAGGCUACGGUCGUUGAAAAGCAACCAUCGCCUCCGAUUGACGACCAGGCAAGCCUGGCGAGAUCCUCACCCGUGACUGCAGCUUCGCCGGAAAGGGUUGUGCGGGACGAUGACUCCUCUACUGCCGGGGUCUCCGAUAACCUCUGUCCAACGCACGCGCUGCCGAUGCUGUUCUUCUGUCUGUCUUGUAAUGGAUGCAUCUGCGAGACCUGCGCCCUGCACGACGACACGCAUGCCGAGCACACGUUCAAGAAGAUCACCACCAUGUACGACAGUAAGGUGGAGAAGAUCCGGCACGAGUUCGGUGGCAUCAGGGAGUAUCUGGCCGACGUCGGUACGGUGCUGCGUGCCAUCGAGCAGAACAUUGACUGGGUGCGGGCGUCCAAGGCACGGAAGCUGCAGGAGCUGAGCCAGCUGCUGCACACCGAGGCGGAAAACAUAGAGCGCCAGAUACAGGCCAAGCUGACGCUGCUCCAGCGCCAGAAGGACUCGGUGGCGGGCGAGAUUGCGCGCGUCACCGGCGCUUACCGGCGGUUGGAGAGUGAACUGAAGGCGUGCCCGAAACCGGAGCUACUCUUCAAGGACGGUGACUUUCUGCAGCGCUGUGCUCGGUUGAUUGAAACACCCGCCUCGAAGUCGUUCCGCCACGAGCACGUCCCGGUGGAUCUGGAUUGUGAGUUUGUGCCCGAGUUCCGGUCGGAGGUGUUCGUCAUCAAGAACUAUCACGCGAUCGAACCGAUGGAAGAAUGCCGAACCUCGGAUGUGUUGCGCGAUGUGGUCGGGUUCGGGUGGCGUCUACACAUCUGGAAGAGUGAUCAUCUCUCGGUGACGCUCAUCAUGACGGACGGCGUUAUUGGAAGAUACGAAUACUGCAUCGAGCUAAUGCACGAGGAUCCGGCGAAAGCGAUCAGGCUAACACAGAUCGAUCACUUCGAGCUGCACCAAACCGGCCCGGUACACGAUCUGAUCGAGAACGAGCAGCUCGAGGUGGAAGGCUUCCUCAAUCCGGAGGACGACUCGCUGCAGAUCAAGUUCUCCGUCCGUCCGCCCACGAUCGUCAUGGUGAGCCGGUACCAGCAGGAGUUUAUCGAUCGCUUCAUGAAGGAUAACAUCAACGAAUACGACAGCAACGUAAUCACGAUCUGCAACAUUCGCGAUCCCACGACGUCGAUCGUACUGUCGAAGCAGUACACCGACACGGUCGGCUCCCGGUGGCGGCUGAACGUGUAUCCGAAGGGGAACAACACCAACCAGCGCUACCUGAGCACGUAUGUGGAGCUGUGCGAUGGUAUCGCGGGCAGAUAUCAGUACACGGUGGAGCUGCUGCACGAUGAUGUGACGCGCCAGGUAAAGUUCCAGUCGGAGGACCACUUCAAGGUGGGCGAUAUACAGGGCUACCAGAAGUUUAUCCGCGUGCGACGGCUACUGGAGGAGGGCUAUCUGAACGAGGAGGGCUCGAUUCUGAUUCGCCUCUCGAUUCGACCGGCCAACCUUGCGUUGCGCUGCCAGUAUCAGGAGGAGUACCAAACGCUUAAGGAGGACAAACUGCGCACACAGUUCAAUGCCCAGCUGAACCAAAACCUAACCAGGAUAAAGAGCCUGCGCGACGACAAUGCGUCCCUGCAGGCGCUAGUCUAUCCGGAGUACGCGUCCAACAUCUUCGUGGUGCGCAACUUCAGUGCCCUGCGGGAGGCCCAGGAGGACAUCUGCUCGGACAAUGCGUACGACGAUCUGGGGUGCUGCUGGCGGCUGAUCGUGUACGCGAACGGUGAUAAGGAGGGACGCGAUGAGUGGCUAAGCGUGUACCUGAGACUGCUAGAAGGCAUUCCGGGAAGCUACGAGUACUGCGUGGAGCUGUUGCACAACGACGCUGCCAAGACGGUCAAAAUGGAGGGGACACAGUCGUUCGACAUACAGGAGCGCUUUGGCUGGACGCGCUUCGCCCGGCUGGACUGGAUCUGUGCGAAUGGGUUCGUCAGCGAGGAGCAGGACGCGCUGUACUUUCGAUUUUCCCUCCGGCCACCGAACUACAAGGCAAAGUGCGAAUAUCACCAUCUGCUGCGGCUGGAAGCGAAGCGGGAAUGUGAACUACUGAAGCGUGAACUGAUACCGUCGUACAGCACGAAGACAUACACGUUACGCAACUUUUCGGAGAUGCAGCGCAAGGAUAGCUUCAUCUAUUCGGACCCACUGGUGGACGAUCUAGGAUUCACCUGGAGACUGCUAAUCUACGCCAACGGACACAAUGAGGCGCGUGGCAAUCAUCUCAGCAUCUAUCUGAUACUAUUCGAAGGUGUAUCUGCCAGCAGGUUCGAGUACCGGGUGGAGCUGCUACAUCCCCAAAAUCCGACCGCCAACAUCAAGAUGGAGGGCGUGAACGUGUUCAAGCUGAAGAAGAUCUGGGGCUGGCCACAGUUUAUGGAUCACGAGCGGCUGCAGGAGGAGGGCUACCUCGACCAGUCGGCCGACACGCUCGAGUUCCGCCUGUCCAUGUGCCCGCCGGACAUUAAGCUGAAGUGUGAAUAUCAGCAGGAGUUUAUACGCAAGCUUAAGGAAAAUCAGAAAUAGUGGAUUAGCGUCGAGAAACAAACCAAAAAAAAACUACAACGGUCAGCCUUAAAACUGCCAGUCCGAGGUGGCUUGUCGGGUAAGGGCAGUGUGUAAAUGGUGAGGAGUUUCGAAGAGAAUGUGUCGUGUUUAGAUGUACACUGGGCCACUGGGGAACAUGAACACUCGAACGAAUCGAACAAGCCGGACAAAACCCGUGGCGUCCUCGGAAGUCAUCCACCAUGUUUGGUGGUUAGGAGCAGCGUGCACGCGCGAUGAAGCAGAAAACACGCGCGCCGAGCUUAUCGCGUACAACGAGUUUACGCAACCGAGUGUGUGUGUGUGUGUGCGGAUGGAUGGGAUGCGCACAGAAGAGAAUGUGUUUGAGUGCGCGCGGGAAUGAAAAUGAAAUGAACACGUUCCUAGUGUGUCGUUGCAUCGUUUUUGGACACCUUCGUUAUGGGGUAGGGAGGUUGGGGGAGGAGUUUCGGUGUACUGUGCGGAUUUUUUUGUUAGUAUAAAUUUUCUUUCCGACACCGCGCGCCGUGCACGGGCCCGAGCGUUGAUAUAUAAAUCAAAGCUAAUGUUCGAACAAACCCAAAAGCAUGAGCAUGAGCGAAGAACAUGGUAGCGGUGGUUGAUAGCUCUCGCAAAAGAAAGCGAAGAUAAGGGGGGGGGGGGGGGGAGACGGUUUUGAAAUGUGGGGCGGGGGCUGGUAGCCGUUUCUAUAUUUUUAGCAUAAAAGUGUAAGGAAUUCGAUACGCGACACCGGCGAUCAUGAUGAUGAUCAUGCUGAUGAUGGUGAUGAUGCUGCUGCGGUUAGCGCAAGAUCACCGGCGAGAUGGGGCGAAAUGAAAUCAGAAGCGACGACGGGUCAGCCACACACAUAUACACUCACUCAUGGAUGUAGAGGCGUUCUAGUGUGCCAUCGACGAACUGACCAAAGAUACAAACCGGAAGCGCAAGUGUACUCGCGCUUGGAAACGGAACGAACGAAGCGAGCGAGAGAGGAGACGAACAAAAACAAAAGUCAUAAAACGAGGGUUUGGGGAGUGAAAUGUCGUACGGUAACUUGUAGCCAAACCGUUGGUAAGUGGCUUGGGAGGUGCUUUAUGUUCCUCCCGUUUUAUGAUCGACUCGCUGCACGCUGACCACGGGGACGCAGGGAGCGUAUGUGUAGAUUGUAUAUUAUAUUUAUUUUGCUCGGUUUUAGUUUUCGUGUCACUGCUUGCGUUCACGUCCCUGGGGGCGUGUGCGCGGGAAGUACGGGGGAGAGUGAGUGGGGCCUUGUAUGAAGUUUAGGAUAAAUAUCGCACCGAACGGUAUCACGGUGGACACGGUAUGCUUUUUUUUUGUAUAUUAUGGUUUAGACUGUUUUUUUGGCCGCCCGUAUCUUUGACUGGUAGAUUCGUAACGGGCGUAACGUGUAGCCUGUUCCUUUCCUGUUCCACUCUUUGAAGGGUGCGGGAGGAGGAGCGUUUAAGUAGUCGAAAAGAUGUCUUUGUUUUUUGUUUUUCCUUUUGUUGUUUACCGCCGACUGUCCUCGCGGUAAGUGGGAGAAAAGAGUGGGUUAUAAAUUUAUUAAUAUUUUCUCUUUUGCGUUUCAUCCACGUUUAUGUGUUCUUGCCGUGCGGUAUCGUGCGAUUUGGCGCGGCUUAGGAAGGGGGAAUACUGGGGGAGGGUUAGUUUUUUUUCUUUUCUAUUACAAUUGUGCACCAUGAUGAGAUUGGUUUUCAUGUCUCAGUGAACGAGAGCAAAAAUACAAUAAAAGAAUAUUUUGCAAACAUG